UUCACAAGCUAGCAAAGUAGCAAAUUCGAAGAUGGCGCUUGAAAGCAUUGGACAGCGAAGCAAGCAAUUUUAUUACGACCAUGCCGCUGGUGACACCGCAACUCAGAAGCACAUUAGCCACGAGAAGAGCCAGAUCAAUUUGGAAAUGACUGGCGAGCCAGGAGGAGGGGAGCGCCGAUAUUUUGAAGGGCUUGUUGGAACUAAAGAGCUUGUCAUAUUAUCUGCACUGACCAUGUGCUUGUACUUGAUCAAUGGAGAGUAUGCACAGACAAUUUGCACCGCGCUGACGUCAGUGCCGCCGGCUCUUUUUUCGUAUCGAGUUUUGACAAAUCAGAUGACUGAUAAGCAGGGAUAUCACUCAAUUCUGUUCUACUGGACCCUUUACGGGCUCACUGCUCUAAUCGAUCAAUUCGCUGGAACAGCUCAAGGAUACAAUCUCUGCAAGUGUGGCCUCCUUGGCGUAUUUUUCUUCCACGCGGUCCGCUCCAACUUGUCCGCAGUGCCCGCCACCUGGAAAUUCGCGGAGAAGCUUGAAGUUCUGACGUCACUGGUUUCACAGCUGGAGACUGAUGGUUUUCUGCGGAACUACGAUGCGAUGACACCAACGAUAACCCAGUUUUCUGAGGAUGACUCGCUGCAAUACAUAUUCCCAGUGGAAGAGAAUUUGGAAAUGAGCACAGCGUGCAGUUUCGUGCCGUCACUUGAUAUGCAGAGCACCCAGAAUCCGUCUCCAUCUACUUUGAAAACUAUGAAAAUCGAGGAAAGCCGGAAUUUCCAGACCAUGUCGGCGAUGACGUUGGCCUGCGGUGGAGCUGCAGCAGAUAUUGUCACCGUGCCGGCCGACCGGAUCACGUUUGCCGCUGGCAAGCUGGAAGAAGUUAUUCGAGUCACUAACGUCUCGCAAUCGCAUAUUAUGUUCGCUUUGAAGACAAAUGCCGACGCCUACCUCAUCGCUGCUCCAACUUCUGGAGUUCUUCUGAGCGGACAAAGCAUGACAAUCCGUGUUGGAGUCACUGGCAACUACUUCGAUGAUUUUUCGGAUCCUGGAGUUUCCAUUGAUAAGCUCGCCAUCGACUAUGCUCUGAUCCCCAGCCGUUCCUACUCCAAAUUUUCCUCCGAGUUCUUCUAUUCCCAGAACCGACGUCGCCUCGCAAUUCGUGUGUUCUAUCAAUGAUUUGUCUCUUUUCUCGACUUUAUUUUAUUUAUUUUUGUAUUUGUAAAAAGCUUUUAUGAGUAAAAUUGUGUUUAAAUCAUG
Molecule: messenger RNA, 1255 nt
Organism: Caenorhabditis elegans
Lineage: Eukaryota; Metazoa; Nematoda; Chromadorea; Rhabditida; Rhabditidae
Gene: spe-47
Product: Major sperm protein
Exons: 6
Coding region: 32-1174 (380 amino acids)
Cellular component (GO): cytoskeleton; pseudopodium
Source: RefSeq, marked reviewed